Molecule: messenger RNA, 724 nt
Organism: Ornithodoros turicata
Lineage: Eukaryota; Metazoa; Arthropoda; Arachnida; Ixodida; Argasidae
Exons: 4
Coding region: 96-632 (178 amino acids)
Source: RefSeq, a predicted model, not a curated record
AAAAUACGGUGCAAACUCAGAACACAUCACAACUCCUCCGACGACACUAACGGUUUGCCUUUGAGAGUCAUUCGAGAAGGAUAAUAAGAGCCAAGAUGCGUUUUGCUCUCAUCAUCGCCGCUUUGGUCGCCGGUGCAUUGGCAGGGCCUGUUGUUGAACCUUUCGAGGUACUCGACGAGGACUCUGUUUCUUUGCCGGACUUCGAAUUCACUGGACUUGGACUCCACAGGAGGGACGUGAAGUUCACCCAAGGAAAGGUAGAGGGUCUGAGCACUGUCCUCAGACCCCUUCGCGGUUGUAAUGGACGUUACAAGGGUCAACUCUCUGUCAGCGGCCUCAACUUCACCUACAAGGCUGUAGCCACUCAUCCAGAUCAAGAGUUCGACGUGGUAGUAGAAGUGCUACAUGGCCUAACAAGCGUAGACAGCGAGAGGACUUACGAUGAAAGUUUGCCAGCGAAGGACCACCGUGUGAGGGCUCUCCACCAGUACGUUAGACAACCAGUGGAGUUCACCAGCGACAGGCUCGAGAACCGUGUGUUUGAAGAGCUGCUCAAGCAGAAAUUGGCUCAGCUUCUGGACCAGUUGACGCAAACCGAAUCUUUCGAGCAUUUCUUUAAGAAUGUUGUCUAAGGUCAAAGUUCAAUAAUCUACUCACGAGGGUUAGUUAACUCGCGAAAUGCUUUGUGUAAAAAGUGUUACAAAUAAAUGAUAUGCCCAAUGGA